CACAAAAUGCGGUCAAUAAAACAUGACGUUAACAAGACAAAUAGAGGCGAGAGAUCAGAGCCUCUGAUCAUACGACUAGUUGUAGAAAUAAAUUCUAUAUAUGAAACUUCAUCGAUCGGAGUUUCACCGGCAACUAAUUAUUGCUGGCGCUUGAGCGAAGUCCAUCAAUUCUUUUGUUAGAUCCAAUGAUGCUUCUGGACUGAUUUAAUAGAGGAAGCAGCAGCACCGCCAGCACGUAAAAAGUCAAAAUUUGCUCUGCCGUUCGGAUGGCUGCGGAGUCAUCAACAGACGGUCUGAUUCAACAGAGUAGUUGCUCACGCCUGUCGCACUUGAUCUCUGUAAAAAAUGAGCGUCCCCUUCGCCCACCACUUCCUCACUUUGCUCUCAACGCAAAGCCAUAGAUGUAUCGUGUGAAGAGUGGAAACUGAAUGGUCGUCGUCGUCCUCUCUUUCUCUCUAUCUCUCCGUGUGCGGAGUUUGAGAUUUGAGCGGUAGCAGAGUGAGCUGGGCGGAGGGAGCUACGAAGAAGCACGCCUCUUCUCUUUUCGAGUGCAUUAACUGGUUGAAGCUUCCUUUGUGUUCUAUCUCUGCAUUUAGCAAGAAAGAUGUGAAAUCCGCGGUUUCGUGCUACUGUUUUCACUAAAAAACUUCGAUCUCUGAGAUGUCGAUCAUGCCUCUUCAAGCAAAUCGCUUCUGGUGUGAAUCGAAGAAACUCGUGAUGCCAUUCUGGAAGUCAUAAAGCAAUUUCUUCUCCACCAUUGAUGGAUAAUCAGAAGCUCUCAGCAUCUGUCGCUCUAUUAUUCCUUCUAUUCAUAGCAAAUCCAGUCAAAUCAGACUUGACUGCUGACAAACAAGCUCUCCUUGCUUUCGCAGCUGCAAUACCCCAUGGAAGGAAACUCAACUGGAGUUCUGAUACUCCUGUUUGUACUCUCUGGGUUGGUGUGAGAUGUGCGCCAGACCAAAGCCGUGUUAUCAGUCUAAGGCUGCCUGGGGUCGGUCUCCUUGGCCCAAUUCCUGCAAACACACUUGGGAAACUAGACGCUCUUAAGGUUUUAAGCCUCAGGUCCAAUGGCCUAGCCUCAAAUAUUCCUCCUGAAGUCCCAUCAAUUCCUUCUCUGCGCUCCCUCUUCCUUCAACAUAACAAUUUAUCUGGUGACAUACCUAAUUUGCUCACACCAAACCUUACAUUCUUUGACCUUUCUUAUAACUCUUUCAUUGGUGAAAUUCCCUUAGAAAUCCAAAAUCUUACUAAGCUAACCGCAUUGUACUUACAGAACAACUCCCUAUCAGGCGCCAUCCCUGACCUUAAGCUACCAAAACUAAAGCAUUUAAAUUUGAGCUUCAACAAUCUUAGUGGGCAGAUUCCAAUCUCCCUCCAAAUCUUCCCUAAAGAGUCAUUCUUAGGAAAUUCUUUCCUCUGUGGUCCUCCACUAGACCAAUGCCCUGGAAUUUCUCCUACACCUUCUCCAUCACCAGCACCAACUACUCAACCGGCUCGCAAGAAAAGUUUCUGGAAAAAAUUGGGCAUAAAGGUUAUAAUCGCAAUUGCAGCUGGAGGUUUAGCACUACUUCUGCUUCUUGUAAUUAUUCUUUUGUUAUGUAUCCUAAGGAGAAGGGCUAGGGAAGACUACAGAUCAUCUAAAGGGAAAGGCGUUGCUGGCUCACGAGGUGAAAAGCCUUCGGAGGAGUACAGCAGCGGGGUUCAGGAAUCCGAGAAGCACAAAUUGGUAUUCUUUGAGGGAUGUUCGUACCACUUCGACCUGGAGGACCUACUGAGAGCAUCUGCUGAAGUUCUUGGUAAGGGGAGCUAUGGUACAACAUACAAGGCUGUUCUUGAGGAUGGAACCACUGUAGUUGUUAAAAGGUUGAAGGAAGUGGUGGUGGGGAAGAAGGAUUUCGAACAGCAAAUGGAGAUGAUAGGAAGGAUUGGGCAGCACCCGAAUAUUGCACCACUCCGCGCAUAUUACUAUUCGAAGGAUGAAAAACUUCUAGUCUACGACUUUGUUCCUUCAGGCAGUCUCUCCGCCAUGUUGCAUGGGAACCGAUCCAAUGGAAAAACUCCACUAGAUUGGGACUCCAGAGUGAAGAUCUCUUUAGCAGCAGCCCGUGGAAUUGCACACAUUCAUGCCGAAGGCGGUGGGAGAUUCGCCCACGGCAACAUUAAAUCCUCGAAUGUUCUAAUCACUCCGGAACAUGAUGCCUGCGUUAUCGACUUUGGCCUCGCUCCCAUCAUGAGUACAACUGCAUCCCCGUCCCGUGUCAUUGUGGGAUACCGUGCACCAGAAACCAUCGAAACCAAAAAGGUCACCACGAAAUCUGAUGUAUACAGCUUCGGAGUCCUGCUGCUUGAGAUGUUGACUGGAAAAGCUCCGAUACAAUCACCGGGGCGUGAUGAUGUGGUUGAUCUGCCUCGAUGGGUUCAAUCUGUAGUCAGAGAAGAAUGGACUGCUGAAGUGUUUGAUGUGGAGCUGAUGAGGUAUCAGACUAUAGAAGAAGAACUGGUUCAGGUGCUCCAGAUUGCGAUGGCCUGUGUUGCGAGAGUUCCGGAGCAACGUCCUAAGAUCGAGGAGGUGAUAAGAAUGAUCGAGGAGUUCCGGCAGUCUGACUCAGAGAACCGACCUUCGUCGGAUAAAUCUAAGGAUUCUGUUACUCCUACACCUUGAGAGAUCCAGAAGUCUACAGCAGAUUGAUUUAUGAUGGUUUUCUUUGAUCUUUUUAUUUCAUGUAUUAUUAUUAUUUUUUGUGUAGAAUUGGUGAAAAAUGUUUUCCUUUGCCUAACCAUUUCUUUUAAAUUUAGGCUGCACAUUUGAUGUAAUCAUCUUC
Messenger RNA from Phalaenopsis equestris, 2822 nucleotides. Its product is annotated as probable inactive receptor kinase At5g58300. Gene Ontology annotation, biological process: protein phosphorylation. The record is from RefSeq and is a predicted model, not a curated record. Gene Ontology annotation, molecular function: protein binding; protein kinase activity; ATP binding. The coding region runs from base 761 to 2662 and encodes 633 amino acids. The transcript has 4 exons. NCBI's taxonomy places the organism in Eukaryota, Viridiplantae, Streptophyta, Magnoliopsida, Asparagales, Orchidaceae.